This is a messenger RNA of Pristis pectinata (smalltooth sawfish), 7848 nucleotides long. It is a transcript of the gene astn1, whose product is annotated as astrotactin 1. Gene Ontology annotation, biological process: neuron cell-cell adhesion; neuron migration. The transcript is spliced from 23 exons. Bases 281 to 4156 code for a protein of 1291 amino acids. The record is from RefSeq and is a predicted model, not a curated record. NCBI's taxonomy places the organism in Eukaryota, Metazoa, Chordata, Chondrichthyes, Rhinopristiformes, Pristidae.
UAGACACAAAACAGCUCGGGAACGGGAUUAAGGAGCAGGGCAGAAGGAGUGAGUUGCCCGGAUCAACCCUACCGGUCCAGGUGGCUCGGGGUGUUAUUUUGAAGGGAGGAAGAGGAAUAAAGCCCCGUGUGAAAGCGCUGUGCCGCCAGCCAGCAUUUACAUGGAGUUGCCUGCUUGGCGUCCCCGCCUGCUCCAAGUUGUCAGGGUGCAGUGAUACUACCUUAAGAAGCCGGGCCGACUGGGCUUGUUAUUGUGCCGGGAUAGGGACUGAGAACAAACGAUGGCGUUGCUGCCGAUGCUGGUCUUGGGGACGUUCUGUGCCGUGCUAGGUACCGGACUGGGAGCGGUGGAAAGCGAGAACCCCAAGGAUGGCGAGUGCAAAGUGAAGACGGUGAGCGUGUCGGCUCUGCCGUUCCUCCGGGAGAACGAUCUGAGCAUCCACACCCCGCUGUCGGCGGAGCCCAAACUCCUGUUCUCGGUCAGGAACGAUUUCCCCGGAGAGGUGGUGGUUGUUGACGACCUGGAGAACACAGAGCUUCCUUAUUUCGUCCUGGAAAUAUCUGGCUACGCUGAAGAGAUCCCUCAUGUUCGCUGGAGGCAACAAUGGCUGGAAAAUGGGACCUUGCUUUUCCAUGUUCACCAUCAAUAUCGCUCAUCGUUUACCGGGCCUGAUCCCACCAUCUACUCUGAAUCAGACUCUGCUGAGGAAGAACUCAGAAUUCUUCACAUUUCUGUGAUGGGGGGGAUGAUCGCCCUGCUGUUGGCAAUCCUGUUCCUUGUCAUGGUGCUCUACACUCGGCGACGGUGGUGCAAGCGUCGCCGUGUCCCACAACCACAAAAGAGCGCCAGUGCGGAAGCGGCAAAUGAAAUCCAUUACAUCCCAUCGGUACUGAUGGCGGGUCAGAACCGGGAAAGCCUGCGGAACUCCCGGCUGCAGGGGCACAAUUCCAGUGGGUCCAUCAGCAUCCGGGAGACACCUAUUCUGGACGGAUAUGAGUAUGACAUCGAUGACCUUCGCCAGCAGCUGCAGAGGGAGUGCAUGAAUGGCGGGGAGGAUUUUGGCAGCCAGGUGACACGGACCUUGGAUUCCCUUCAAGGGUGUGAUGAGAAAACAUGCUUGGAUCUCACUCCAGGAAGUGAUACCACCAAGUUGUCGCUCAUGAAUAAGUACAAGGAGAACUUCCUAGCAACCAGCCCUGUGGACAUCAGCCACCAGCAGACAGCUCUCCUCCCACGGAGUGCCUCUGGUGGACAACGGAAGCGUUUUACGAGUAAAUCCAGAGCUGGAUCUGCCUUCUUGAACCCUGAAGGUGAUUCUGGGACUGAAGCAGAUAAUGAACCUCAGCUGACGUUUUACACAGAUCCUUCCCGCAGCAGACGUCGUAGCAGAGGUUCUCCUCGCAGCCCCAUCAAUAAAACUACCCUUACACUGAUAAGUGUGAUAGGAUGUGUAAUUGGGUUGGUUUAUGGCUCCCAUCUGACCUGUCCUUUGUCUGUCAAAGUUGUUCUUCACGUCCCUGAGCAUCUUAUUGCUGAUGGUAGCAGAUUUGUCUUGCUUUACGGAAGUCAACUUGUUGCCAGUGACUGGCUGAAUCCGGCCCAGGUAUUACUGUACCACCAGCAGAACAGCAGUGGGCCCUGGGUUAUGGAGUUAUGUGGGUGCCGCCUGAUUGACCCUUGUGAGCAUGAGUGCGACAUGGAUACAGGUGAAUGUGGAUGCCAAGAGGGAUAUACAAGAGAUCCAGUGCAUAAACACCUCUGCAUCAGGAAUGACUGGGGGACAAAUCAAGGCCCCUGGCCAUACACCAUGUUUCAACGUGGUUUUGAUCUGGUGAUGGGCGAACAGCCUUCAGACAGAAUUUUCAGGUUUACCUACACUCUUGGAGAAGGAAUGUGGCUGCCACUGAGUAAAAGCUUUGUCAUUCCCCCAGCUGAGCUUGCAAUCAACCCUUCAGCUAAAUGUAAGACGGACAUGACAGUGAUGGAGGAUGCAGUUGAGGUCAGGGAAGAGGCCAUGAUCUCUGCUUCCUUCGAUAGCCUUGAGGUCCUUCUUGAUUCUUUUGGUCCUGUAAGAGAUUGCACAAAGGAUAAUGGUGGUUGUAGCAGAAACUUUUGCUGUAUCUCCGAUCGCAAGCUUGAUUCAAGUGGUUGUGUGUGCCCUUUGGGUCUCAGCCCAAUGAAGGAUGGCUCUGGCUGCUACGACAGACAUAUUGGCAUUGAUUGUUCAGAUGGAAUGAAUGGAGGUUGUGAGCAACUCUGCCUGCAGCAGACUGUGCCUCUUCCAGAUAACCCCUCACUCUACAACAUUGUAAUGUUUUGCGGUUGUAUUGAAGACUACAAACUAGCUUCAGAUGGACGGAUGUGUCAGCUUGUUUCUGAAUCCUGCUCCAGUGGUGCAGAUUGUGCUGAUACCAACAUUUCUCUGAAUCAGACUUUGUUCAGGGAUGUCUUCUAUGGUUACAAUAACCAGACAAAGGAGCUUGCACUUGGCCAAGUGUUCAUUGGGACAUUCAGACAGAAGAAUUUUGUGACUGGCAUCCCACAGCAACUGCCAGAUGGAAUUGUUGCCUCAGCUCUGCCCAGUGAGAGCCAGUGCCAGGAAGAGCUGUCCGAGCCCAUCCCAGAUCCGGACUACCUCACAGGAAUGGUGAACUUCAGUGAAGUGGCAGGGUAUCCCAUGGUACAGCACUGGAAGCUGAAAUCAACCCAAUACCAUGUAAAGCUGAACCAGCGCACACUUUCUACAGUAUUCAGCCAUGCUAUCCACUCUUUGGAUGGAGCCACUUUGAGGAAUGACUUUGCAUCUGUGCUGGAGGAAUUUGGCAAUCACUACAUCCAAGAGGCACUCUACGGAUUUGAGGAGACGUGUACCAUUUGGUUUCCAAAUCGCUCAGUUCAGAGGCAACUAUGGAUGGAAUACCAAGAUAUCAGCAAAGGCAACUCUCCAUCUGACGAAUCAGAGGAACAUGAAAAGGAUCCCAAAUCUCUAACUUUUCCAGCCUAUGUUGGUAGCCUUCUUGAUUCUGGUGAUGAGCUCAUGGCAUCUGGAGUGAGAAUGUACUGUGAAAACAGGGGAGGUUGCCCAUCUUCCUGUCACCUCUGCCAUCCCAAAGGGGGUCAGAGCAGGCAAGAAGAACCAGUGUUGCUGGAAGUCACCAAGGCAGCUCCACUUUAUGAACUGCUUAGCGAUAAUGAAACACAAAAGGCAAUAUAUGAAGCAAUGUUGAGCCUACUCUGGUGUUCAGGAGGUGGUGAUGUCAUCGAUGACUGGUGUAGAUGUGAUUCUACAACCUUCAGUGUUGACGGGCUACCAAACUGUGCUCCGCUGCCUCAGCCGAUUCUGAGGCUGUCACCUGCGCAUGAGCCAAGUAGCUCACUGGUGGUUUUAGAGUGGGACCAUACUGAGCCUGCAAUUGGGGUGAAGAUUGUAGACUAUCUCAUCAGCUUGGAAAGGGUCACCAUCACGGACCGAGCAGAAAUGUCGAAAGUAGAGACAGAAUCUGUGCUGAGUUUCGUAGAUGACAUUGCUUCUGGAUCCAAGACCCCUUGUGUGAUGUUGGGGAAAGUUCCUGACAUGGUGUCAAGCUCGAUAUCAUUAAUAAUCAGAUGCCUUGAGCCUGAUACUACAUACAUGUUUACCUUGUGGACCGUAGACAACACUGGAAGGCGCUCCAGACCAAGUGCAGUUACUGUCAAAGUUCCCUGUCCGCUUGUGGAUGAUGUCAAGGCUAAAGAAAUUGCUGACAAAAUCUAUAACUUGUUCAAUGGUUAUACAAGUGGAAAGGAACAACAAACUGCAUACAACACACUCAUGGACCUGGGCUCGUCCACUCUACACCGAGUCUAUUACCACUACAAUCAGGAUUAUGAGCACUUUGGAGAAUUUACUUGGCGCUGCGAAGAUGAAUUGGGACCAAGGAAAGCUGGUCUGAUCCUGUCUAAGUUGGAAGAGUUGAGCAGCUGGUGCAGAAGCCUCCUGCGGGAGCCCAAAAUCACCCUUCGCCGCCUCUCCUUGAAGUAUCUCUCCUGCCGAUACAGUGAAAUGAAGCCCUCGGGAAUAAACUGGCAGGAACUGAACACAGAGGUCAAAAAGAUCUGUGAGGAGCAGUUCCUGACAGUGCUGUACAAUGACUAUGGAGAACAUAAAGAGUUCUGACAGAGGAAUGUACUUUGCGUCCAUCCCCCACCCCUCCCCCGUCUCCCCCCCCCCUUUGUCAGCUGUUUAAUGCGCAGUCCACACGGCCUUCUGGGUAGAAUGUUGCUUGGCUGCCUGCAGUUGUUUUGUGGAGGUUGUUAAACCCCAGGCUUACCCUAGUCUGGCUAUAAAAUGUUGAAUCAGUUUUGGAUAGUGUCAGCCAAACGUGUGGAUCAUUUGAUUUUAAUUUCUGCACUGGAAGCUGGAGGAAUCAGGAGGAAGAUUGGACGGUGGUGAUGGUGUUUGCAUUAAGUCUUCUCCCAUUGCUGACCCUUCCUCUGUUUUAGGGCCCCAAAUGUAUUGAGAUUGCUUUGCUGUGAACAUUUUAUUAUCAUUGCAUAUUAGGCAGUCUUAUUCAAUGCUCAUUUGGUAAAUAAGGCUGCCACUCAUUGCCAAGUCUGAAACUACACAGGCAGUGGAUUCAGGUUGGAUUUUAAAAUGGCAUCAUGUGUUUAGUUCUGGAAUUAGCCAAGCUGAUAUAAGCGCACUCGUGUUAACUUGAUGCCUCCUCGUGUUUUGAAUUGGACAGCUAUAGGUGCUAAUAUCACAAUUGGAAAGAGACCGUUACUAUGAUAUUGGUUCCUUACAGAAGAGGGUUAAUAUAUGACAAAGAGUUAAUGCAUGACUAAGGGUUAAUGCAGAGAGGCAGAUUACCAAGUGCCUAAUUUAUUGUAAAGGAGAUUAGAAUGAUCUACUAAUGCCUGAUCUACUGAGAUAUUCUAGCAAUGGCAUCUGAUGCCCUCCAUCAGCAAGAGUAUUAUGCUUCAUAAUGGCCCCUUUAAUAAUAAAUAAUAGAGUUUUUGAAUUGAUGUCCCCAUAACCAUGAGACUGCAAAGUGAAUGGUGACAUUUAGCGAUGUUCUAGUGUCCCUAUUAUGUUUUGGGAGAUUUCCAGACUUUGGUUCAGCAGUGACAAUCUUUGCAGAACAGCAGCACAUAACAACACACACCUUCACCAUUCCUAAUCCCUUGUUCAGUUUUUCAGUCGACAAUAUUUGUUUGACACCUUGAAUCUGCUGUAAACUAUCAGACAGUGUUCCACAUUCACCCUAACAUAAUUGCAAACACGUCCUGGCUGAUUAUUCACAAUGAAACAAUUCUUCAGGCAUCCCCCAGCAUGCAGAUUAGAUCAGGUUAGAUUAGAUUAGUGAAUUCCGUGCCAACAUUAGGCACUUCUGAUUUAAAUCCACUCACUGAUAGUCAGGUGCAUGGUCAACAAUUAAGUGUUUUAAUAUUUAUUAAGUAUAGGCUUUUUAUAUACAUUAUAUAUAUAUAUAUUGAAAAAAAUCAACUUUGAAGAUUACUGUGGCAAAGGUAUAGUUGCUCAAAAAUGUGGCAUAGUAAUAUUUUACACUGCUCUUUGUUAAAACACCAUAGCUGCUAACACUUUAUGAGCCAUCAAAGAACAAACAAGAAGUAAAAGUGAGUAAUCUGGUGCCUGCUAAAAGACCACUUUCCCACACUAGAUGUUGGCCUCAGGACUGAGCAUUUCAGGGGCAGGAGAGAGCAGAAGCCAUUUCGCUUAUGGAAAGCUGAACUCAAUUGCAAUUUGUGUCUCUCUGCCCCAUUCCACAUGAAAUACGCAGAUACCCUCUUUAUAAUUUCACUCACAGCGAGGCCUGUGAUUAGUCAUCUCUGGUCCUUAUUCCAGCUGAAAGGGCACUGAAACCUUCAAUCUGACUCUGCCCAGCUGCACACACACUAAGCUUUGUUGCAGCAUUAUUACUUUAUAACUGGAGAAACAUUACUGCAAAGUCCAAUUACUGUUGCUGCAUAUAGUGCUUCAUCAAGAGUCGAAAGGCCAUCGAUAAUGAGAUAGUUCCACAAUGUUGUGCCUGUUUGCAGCUCCUUUGUAGAGCACCAAACUAUUCAGACUUGUUAUUGCUCCAUUUGCAGCUCUGUUUAUACCCACAAUUUCAGUUUGGUUUUGAUCCAUUAUUUGAUACCUGGAACCAUAAUUCGACUUUUAAUAUAAACGUGACACCAACUAUUUCCAUAACUAUGAUAUGCCGAGUACAGUUCAUGCAGGAAUCCUGUCUAUGCAUGUCAUUCAAUACAGUUGCUUUUGCUUCAUCCAACCAUCUUUCUCUCUGUUCUCUGGUGAACUUCUACCAUUAUUUUCCUCCUCUGUGGCUGUUCCUCUCUUACCAAGUUCUUCAGGUUAGUGGCAACCAACACUAAACUGUGGCCUCUCUGCAUGUGUUUGCAUGUAUAUGUGUGAGUGUCUUUGUGUGUGUAUGCCUGUAACCACUUUCCUGACCAACAGAUCUACUGCACUUCCCUUGGUUAUUCUUUCUUAAGACUCACAUUACUCAGAUUAUAUAUUAAUUUAUGAGUGAGAUCAUGAGCGGACAGUGCUCGAGUUCAAAGGAAGAAUGUAGAACCUUUCCUGGAUUCCAGAGUAUCACAGCCUAUAUGUGGCCUGCAUGUGUUUUAAUAGUUUCAGCUUUCAGUUAAAGGAUUCUUGAAACAAUCUUGUCUUAUAUACAAACAACACUGAGGAACAGACGUUGGCCAGCAUCUUUCAUCUACAUUAGUGUUUACAGUCACACAGAGUUAGACCCUUCCCAAGGAAAUUAAUCACCUUUGUUGGUGCGUCACUUUUUGGUACCCUGUACUUUUCAACAAGAAGUUGUUGUCUUGUAGAGUAAACAGGAAUCUACAUGUUCCUACUUAAAGUAAGUAGGCUCUGGACAAUCUUCUCCUCCUCCUCCUUAAGCAACACAAAGACUGCUGUAUCACCUACAUGAAGAGGAGAGUGUGCAAAGCCAAGUGGUCUAUUGGUGUCAUUGUGCUAUCAAAGUAGGUAUUGCUAUUUAAUGAGUGACAAGAUCAACAGUAUCUUGGAUUCUAAUCUUUAAACAGGCUCUGUAAUGUUUCACUGCUCAGGAAUAAUAGAGAGAUACCCGAGGCCACCAUUUACUGCACAGAGCAGACGGGUACUGAAGGGAGUGAACUGUAUUACAUGAAGGGUGGGCAUGGAUUAUUUGUAGCCAUGAGUUGGCAGAUUCACUGUCUCCCACUGCAUAUAUCCACUUACACAUUCCAGAACAAAGACUUCAUUUAUAUUUGUCUUUAAGGAAAAGUAUAGCAAGUCAAAUACUAUACAACAUAUACCACAGUUGGCUUCAAUAUAUUUCACUCUGAGGCUCCCGAAAAAACUAAGGGUUGCUUUAUUUAUAAGGGAAUUUCCUUCACUGAGGUAAAAUCAACUUGCACCAAACUUUUCAUUCAGUUAAUGUGGACUGGCAAGAAUGUGAACUGUGUGGCUCCAGUGUGAAUGUACACAGGUAUCACUGAAGCAGUUGGGGGGGGUCCUGGACUGAGGUCUCAUGGGUGUCUUGCUUGGACUUCAUUGCAGAAUUGGGCAGAGUGAAAGCUUUCAUUGAUCAGGUGAGCUGCCUCUUUCUCAAACCUGCAACAUCUGUUCUGAACAUUUAAUUUGUGAGCAAACGUGUUGAGAUUUGUACUCAAGUACACAGUGGUCUUAAAGUGGUAUUUAGACAUAUAUGCUCUGAGUUUUGAUAAAGCGGGUUUGCAGUGGUGUAUGUGCUGAUGUAAAAUGAGAGUUUGUGAUCUAGUAUCGUGCACACAUGUCGGUCAUUGUCUCCUUGAAUCCAUUGGCUGUUACAACAUAAAGUAUUGAUUCUGAGA